UGAAAAUUGCUUGCCGAAGCAAACCAGAUUCGACGGCGGCUGGAAUUGUAAUGUAAGAAAGAUUUGCAAACUUCGGGUGAACCGACGGCUGAACCGCAGAAUCGAGAAAAGGCAUCUAAUAAAUGUGUUUGAGAGCCACGUAAAAAGGUAGAUCAAUCGGAUGAGUUCGGAAAAUAUGAGCGAGGAGGAGUGCAGUCCUCCUAAAUGUCCUCGACAGGAUGAUUCAUCAUCCGAAAAGGAGGUAAGAAAAUUGUGAAAUUUUGGGAUAUCACCUAGUUUAGAUUUCUCGACAAGCACCACCAGCUGUUUCAUUCAGCGUUGCCUUACUGUAUUCUUUUGAAAUUUGUAGCGAAAAUGAUGACAGAUCUUAAAUUCUCACUGUUCCACAAGACACCGUUUUUUGAAAACAGACUCCAAGGUCUCAGGAAAGACCUUGGAAUCUUGAGCGAAAUGUUGUACUACAUAUUGUUAUCAGUGACUUAUGAUUUAGAGAAUUCUUGAAAGAUAUUCAAUGUGUGCAAAAAUAUUUUGGGCCGUGACAACUAAGUUUGGUUUGAUUGCAUUUCAGCUUCGGUCUGCAGCAGAGUGUGAAGAGGUAAGUUAGUUAGUUACAUUGUUUUCCUGUUCAUUGCAUUUUCUAACCUUUCAUGGUAAAAUAUCAAAGUUUUGAAUACUGUAAUGAGCUAUCUAAUGGAAACUAAGAAACGUGUCCACUACUCUUCACCUCUGCAUCCUAGGCCAGCAGAAGGAUAUCUCUUUUUUAGGGUGUACAUGAUUGUAUAUAUAAUAAAGAGAAUUGCAUGCCUUAUAUGUAACUUACAAGAAGAUGUGUGUUUCAUUAUUAAGAGUUGAAGUAGAUUAAUUUUGGAAUGUGCUAACAUGAUACUUAAAAUAUAUCUGCAUUUACAUAUGCAAACACAAAAGAAAUCUCUCAGGCUGACUUGUCAUCAGUUUUGAAACAUAUUUUCCCUAUGUAGCAGCAACAUUUGUGCAGAAAGUUUUGCCUAACAAGUAGCAAACCAGAAACCAUAUUUUAUGCGGCAACAUUCUGAAAGAAAACAUUUUCACAAAGCAGUACAUAUUGAUAAAAGCCACGUACCUUUUAAUGCUCUAACAAAGAAAGGGCAACUAAUCACAGUGUGUUUGAGAGCCAUGUGCAGAGACAUCAAUCAAAUAAGUUUGGAAAAUAUGAGCAAGGAGGAGUGCAGUCCUCCUAAUCUACAUUUUUAGGAGCAUCAAAAUGUAUAAAUUAAGGAAAGAGCUGCUAACAAAAUUUUGGGAGAUCACUUAGUUUAGAUUUCUCAACCCACACCACUAGCAUUUUCAUCCAGCAUGGUGAUACUGUAUUCUUUUGAGAUUUAUUUUCAUGGCUAAAAUGAUGUGAGAUCUUGACAGCAUUAAAGCUUAAAUUCUCACUGUUCCAUAAGACACCAUUUUUCAAAUACAGACUCAAAGGUCUCAGACAAGACCUUGGAAUCUUGGGCGAAAUGUCAUACUACAUAUUGUCAUCAGCGACUUAUCAUUUAGAGAAUUCUUGAAAGAUAUUCAAUAAUGUGUGCAAAAUAUUUCCGGCCGUAAAAGGGAAGCUGCAUCUCAUAUUUUCCUAAAGUAUAGUAAGAGUUUAAGGGUACAGUGUAAGUUUAAUUUACUACACGUUAAAUAAGUAGACUAAGUGCUUUUCACACAUGCUGAUUGGAUUGUUAAAUAUAUGUGCAUUUAAAUAAUUAGGCAAACAUGAAAGAAAUCUCUCAGGCUGACUUGUCAUCAAUUUUGAAACAUAUCUCCUCUUUGCAGCAACAGAGUUUGCUAAGAAAGUUUUGCCAAACAAGUAACAAACCAGAAACCAUGUUUAAUCUGGAACAUUCUGAAAGAAAAUGGUUUUGAUGAAGCAGUACAUAUUGAUAAAAGCCAAGAACCUUUUAAUGCACUAACAAAAAAAAGGCAAAUAAUCACAGUGUGUUUGAGAGCCACAUGUAAAGACGGGUCAAUCAAAUAAGUUUGGAAAAUAUGAGCAAGGAGGAGUGCAGUCCUCCUAAUCUAAAUUGGCAGGAGCAUCAAAUAUACAAAUUAAGGGAAGAGCUGCUAACAAAAUUUUGGGAGAUCACUUAGUUUAGUUUUUACAACCUGCACUGCUAGCAGUUUCAUCCAGCAUGGUGAUAUUGUAUUCUUUUGAGAUUUAUUUACAUGACCAAAAUGAUUUGAGGUCUUGACAGUAGUAAAGAUUAAAUUCUUAUGCACUGUUCCAUAAGACGCUGUUUUUCAAAAAUGUACUUGAAGGUCUCAGACAAGACCUUGGAAUCUUAAGCAAAAUGUCAUACUACAUAUUUUUAUCAGAGACUUAUCAUUCAGAGAAUUCUUGAAAGAUAUUCAAUAAUAAGUGCAAAAUAUUUUGGGCUGUAAAAGAGAAGCUGCAUCUCAUAUUUUUCCUCAAGUAUAGUAAGAGUUUAAGGGUACAGUGUAAGUUUAAUUUACUACACGUCAAAUAAGCAAACUAAGUGCUUUUCACACAUACUGAUUGGUUAGCUUGUUUGUGAUUAAAAGACUAUUUACCUGUGUGAUGAGAAGCAAAGUGGCAUCCCAUUUCUCUAUGAUGAAGAGGUAAAGUUUGAUUAAAGCAUAGCAAAGUGACAACUAAGUUUCAAAUUGGUUUGAUUGCAUUUAAGCAUUUGAAAAGGUGUGAGGAAAUUCAGGUAAGUUAGUUAGUUGCAUAAUUUUACCAUUCAUUGCAUUUUUCCAACUUAAUGUCCACUUAACUCUUCACCUCUGCAUCCUAGCACAGCAGAAGGAUAACUCUUUUGGGGUAUUCCUGAUUAUGAAUAAAAAGGUAGAUUUUUAUGCCCUUUAUGUCACGUACAGGUAGAUUUAUGUUUUAUUGUUAAGAGCUAAAGUGGAUUAAUUUUAAAAUGUGCUUACAUGAUUGUUAAAUAUAUGUGCAUUUACAUAAUUAUGCAAUCAUGAAAGAAAUCUCUGACUUGUCAUCAAUUUUGAAACAUAUCUCCCCUUUGCAGCAACAGAGUUUGCUUGGAAUGUUUUGCCCAACAAGUAGCAAACCAGAAAGCAUGUUUUUAUGUGGGACAUUCUGGAAGAAAACAUUUUUGAUGAAGCAGUACAUAUUGAUAAAAGCCAAAUACUUUUUAAUGCACUAGCAAAGAAAGGGCAACUAAUCACAGUGUGUUUGAGAGCUACAUGCAAAGACAGAUCAAUUGGAAAAGAUGAGCAAGGAGGAGUGCAGUCCUCCUAAUCUAAAUUGGCAGGAGCAUCAAAUAUAUAAAUUAAGGAAAGAGCUGCUAACAAAAUUUUGGGAGAUCACUUAGUUUAGAUUUCUCAACCCGGACCAUUAGCGGUUUCAUCCAGCAAGGUGAUACUGUAUUCUUUUGAGAUUUAUUUUCAUGACGAAAAUGAUGUGAGAUCUUGACAGUAUUAAAGCUUAAAUUCUCACUGUUCCACAUUCAAUAAUGUGUUCUUUAAAAGAGAAGCUGCAUCCCUUUUUUUCCCUCAAGUAUAGUAAGAGUUGAAGGGUACAGCGUAUUACAUAUAAUUUACUACACGUGAAAUAAGUAGACUACAGCUUGGUGCUUUUCACAAAUACUGAUUGGCUGGCUUGUAUGUGAAGAGAAGCAAAGUGGCUUCCUAUUUCUCUGUGAUGAAGAGGUAAAGUUUGAUUAAAGCGUAGCAAAGUGACAACUAAGUUUGGUUUAAUUGCAUUUCAGGUCGCGGCCCGUAGAAAGAGAGUGGUAAGUUACAUUAUUUUCCCAUUCUUUGCAUUUUCCAACCUUUUGUGGCAAAAUAUCAAGGUUUUGAAUACUGUAAUGAGCAAUCUAAUGGAAAACUAUGAAACCUAAUGAUUUUAUGCAAUGUUUAAAACCGAUAAAAAACAUAAACUAGGAAGUUUGAAGUGGGCAAAUGUCCACUACUCUUCACCUCUGCAUCCUAGGCCAGCAGAAGGAUAACUCUUUUUUGGGAUAUACACGAUUGUAUAAAAGAAAAUGAGAUUUUUAUGCGCUAUAUAUCACUUCCGUGUAGAUGUAUGUUUUACAGUUAAGAGCUGAAGUGGAUUAAUUUUAGAAUGUGCUUCCAUGAUAGUUAAAUAUACCGUAUUUUCUCGGUUAUAAGGCGCACUCGGUUAUAAGACGCUCCCUGAAUUUUUGAACUCGUUCCUUUCAAGUUGUUAAACCGAAAAUUUUGCCUAAAUACCCGGUUAUAAGACGCAACCUCAACUUUGAGCCUUUUCACUAUCUUCACUUUCAAAGCAAUAGUGUUUUCAAAGUUCCUAAUUACAGUUAAUUAUGUCACCUUUUUUUAACAAACAGAAAAAAAGUCACACAUUUGUGUGAACAAAGCAAAAAAAUCACACUUAUAAAAGAGACAGAGAUACCGUGAAUACAGUCUGUCUUCUUAGGAAACAGUGUUACUUUCUAAAGCUAUGUAUACUAAUUGAUCCAGUGUAAGCUUUAUCUCAGCUGGUCAAGUUGCUAGUUGUAAAACUUCAUUCACGGUGAUUCAGCGAGCAUUGCUAAGUUCAAAACAAAAAUCAUGCCUAGUACGCAACGUCAUUCUUACAAUCUGAACUUUAAGUUGAAAAUAGUAGCAGAAGCAGAGGCAGUGAAAAACAAUCGGGAAAUUGCACGCGAGUACAGAAUAUCCGAGUCAAUGGUUCACAAAUGGCAAAACCAACAGCAUAUGCUGUUUAAUGACAAUAACUAGUAGCAAGCCAGAAACCAUGUUUUGAUCAGGGACAUUCUGGAAGAAAACAUUUUUCUUGAAGCAGUACAUAUUGAUAAAAGCCAAGUACCUUUGAAUGCACUAACAAAGAAAGGGCAACUAAUCACAGUGUGUUUGAGAGCCACAUGCAAAGACAUCAAUCAAAUAAGUUUGGAAAAUAUGAGCAAGGAGGAGUGCAGCCCUCCAAAUCUAAAUUUUUAGGAGCAUCAAAAUAUAUAAAUUAAGGAAAGAGCUGCUAACAAAAUUUUGGGAGAUCACUUAGUUAAGAUUUCUCAACCUGGACCAUUAGCAUUUUCAUCCAGUAUGGUGAAACUGUAUUCUUUUGAGAUUUAUUUUCAUGGCUAAAAUGAUGUGAGAUCUUGACAGAAUUAGAGCUUAAAUUCUCACUGUUCCAUAAGACACCAUUUUUCAAAUACAGACUCAAAGGUCCCAGACGAGACCUUGGAAUCUUGGGCAAAAUGUCAUACUACAUAUUGUUAUCAGCGACUUAUCAUUUAGAGAAUUCUUGAAAGAUAUUCAAUAAUGUGUGCAAAAUAUUUCCGGCCGUAAAAGGGAAGCUGCAUCUCAUAUUUUCCUUAAGUAUAGUAAGAGUUUAAGGGUACAGUGUUAGUUUAAUUUACUACUUGUUAAAAAAGUAGACUUAGUGCUUUUCACACAUGCUGAUUGGAUUGUUAAAUAUAUGUGCAUUUAAAUAAUUAGGCAAACAUGAAAGAAAUCUCUCAGGCUGACUUGUCAUCAAUUUUGAAACAUAUCUCCUCUUUGCAGCAACAGAGUUUGCUAAGAAAGUUUUGCCAAACAAGUAACAAACCAGAAACCAUGUUUAAUCUGGAACAUUCUGCAAGAAAACGGUUUUGAUGAAGCAGUACAUAUUGAUAAAAGCCAAGAACCUUUUAUUGUACUAACAAAAAAAAGGCAAAUAAUCACAGUGUGUUUGAGAGCCACAUGUAAAGACGUGUCAAUUAAAUAAGUUUGGAAAAUGUGAGCAAGGAGGAGUGCAGUCCUCCUAAUCUAAAUUGGCAGGAGCAUCAAAUAUACAAAUUAAGGAAAGAGCUGCUUACAAAAUUUUGGGAGAUCACUUAGUUUAGUUUUUUCAACCUGCACCACUAGUAGUUUCAUCCAGCAUGGUGAUAUUGUAUUCUUUUGAGAUUUAUUUUCAUGGCCAAAAUGAUUUGAGGUCUUGGCAGUAGUAAAGAUUAAAUUCUUAUGCAGUGUUCCAUAAGACACUGUUUUUAAAAAAUGUACUUGAAGGUCUCAGACAAGACCUUGGAAUCUUGAGCAAAAUGUCAUACUACACAUUUUUAUCAGAGACUUAUCAUUCAGAGAAUUCUUGAAAGAUAUUCAAUAAUAAGUGCAAAAUAUUUGGGCUGUAAAAGAGAAGCUGCAUCUCAUAUUUUCCUCAAGUAUAGUAAGAGUUUAAGGGUACAAUGUAAGUUUAAUUUACUACACGUCAAAUAAGUAAACUAAGUGCUUUUCACACAUACUUCACAUGUAGUUUCAUCCAGCAUGGUGAUAUUGUAUUCUUUUGAGAUUUAUUUACAUGGCCAAAAUGAUGUGAGAUCUUAGAAGUAUUAAAGAUUAAAUUCUUAUGCACUGUUCCAUAAGACACUGUUUUUCAAAAACAUACUUGAAGGUCUCAGACAAGACCUCGGAAUCUUGAGUGAAAUGUGGUACUAUAUAUUGUUAUCAGUAACUUAUGAUUUAGAGAAUUCUUGAAAGAUAUUCAAUAAUGAGUGCAAAUUUUAUUCAGGACAUAAAAGAGAAGCUGCAUCUCUAAUUUUCCUCAAGUAUAGUAAGAGUUUAAGGGCACAGUGUAAGUUUAAAUUACUACACGUGAAAUAAGUAGACUAAGUGCUUUUCACACAUACUGAUUGGUUAGCUUGUUUGUGAUUAAAAUACUAUUUACCUCUGUGGUGAGAAGCAAAGUGGCUUCCUAUUUCUCUGUGGUGAAGAGGUAAAUAAAGUUUGAUUAAAGCAUAGCAAAGUGACAACUAAGUUUGGUUUGAUUGCAUUUCAGGCGAGGUUAUUGGCAGAGAGUGAGAGGGUAAGUUAGUUUGUUAGUUACAUUAUUUUCUAAUUCAUUGCAUUUUCCAACCUUUUAUGGUAAAAUAUCAAAGUUUUGAAUACUGUAAUGAGCUAUCUAAUGGAAACUAAGAAACAUGUAAUGAUUUUAUGCAAUGUUUAAAACUGAUUAAUAUACAUGAAUUAGGAAGUAUCAAGAGGGUAAAUGUACACUACUCUUCACCUCUGCAUUCUAGGCCAGCAGAAGGAUAUCUCCUUUUUGGGGUGUACAUGAUUGUAUAUGAAAAAAAAGAGAUUUUUAUGCCUUAUAUGUAACUUACAAGAAGAUGUGUGUUUCAUUAUUAAGAGUUGAAGUAGAUUAAUUUUAGAAUGUGCGUACAUGAUACUUAAAAUGUAUGUGCAUUUACAUAUGCAAACAUGAAAGAAAUCUCUCAGGCUGACUUGUCGUCAGUUUUGAAACAUACUUUCCCUAUGUAGCAGCAACAUUUGUGCAGAAAGUUUUGCCCAAAAAGUAGCACAAAGCAGUACAUAUUGAUAAAAGCCAAAUACCGUUUAAUGCACUAACAAAGAAAGGGCAACUAAUCACAGUGUGUUUGAGAGCCACACACAAAGACAUCAAUCAAAUAAGUUUGGAAAAUAUGAGCAAGGAGGAGUGCAGUCCUCCUAAUCUAAAUUUUUAGGAGCAUCAAAUAUAUAAAUUAAGGAAAGAGCUGCUAACAAAAUUUUGGGAGAUCACUUAGUUUAGAUUUUUCAACCCAGACCAUUAGCAGUUUCAUCCAGCAUGGUGAUACUGUAUUCUUUUGAGAUUUAUUUUCAUGGCUAAAAUGAUGUGAGAUCAAGUAUAGUAAGAGUUAAAGGGUACAGCGUAUUACGUAUAAUUUAUUACACAUGAAAUAAGUAGACUACAGCUUGGUGCUUUUCUCACAGACUGAUUGGCUGGCUUGUAUGUGAGUAAAAUACUAUUUACCUGUGUGGCGAGAAGCAAAGUGGCUUCCUAUUUCUCUGUGAUGAAGAGGUAAAGUUUGAUUAAAGCGUAGCAAAGUGACAACUAAGUUUGGUUUGAUUGCAUUUCAGGUCGAGGCCCUUGUAAAUAGAGUCAUGGUAAGUUACAUUAUUUUCCCAUUCUUUGCAUUUUCCAACCUUUUGUGGCAUAAUAUCAAAGUUUUGAAUACUGUAAUGAGCAAUCUAACGGAAAACUAUGAAACCUAAUGAUUUUAUGCAAUGUUUAAAACCGAUAAAAAACAUAAACUAGGAAGUAUCAAGUGGGCAAAUGUCCACUACUCUUCACCUCUACAUCCUUGGCCAGCAGAAGGAUAACUCUUUUUUGGGAUAUACAUGAUUGUGUAAAAGAAAAUGAGAUUUUUAUGCGCUAUAUAUCACUUCCGUGUAGAUGUAUGUUUUACAGUUAAGAGCUGAAGUGGAUUAAUUUUAGAAUGUGCUUCCAUGAUAGUUAAAUAUACCGUAUUUUUCGGUUUAAAGCACUUUCGGUUAUAAGACGCUCCCUGAAUUUUUGAACUCGUUCCUUUCAAGUUGUUAAACCGAAAAUUUUGCCUAAAUACCCGGUUAUAAGACGCAACCUCAACUUUGAGCCUUUUCACUAUCUUCACUUUCAAAGCAAUAGUGUUUUCAAAGUUCCUAAUUACAGUUAAUUAUGUCACCUUUUUUUAACAAACAGAAAAAAAGUCACACAUUUGUGUGAACAAAGCGAAAAAAAUCACUCUUAUAAAAGAGAUAGAGACACCAUGAAUACAGUCUGCCUUCUUAGGAAACAGUGUUACUUUCUAAAGCUAUGUAUACUAAUUGAUCCAGUGUAAGCUUUAUAAGCAUGUCUCAGCUGGUUGAAUUGCUAGUUGUAAAACUUCAUUCACGGUGAUUCAGCGAGCAUUGCUAAGUUCAAAAAAAAAAUCAUGCCUAGUACGCAACGUCAUUCUUACAAUCUGAACUUAAAUUUGAAAAUAGUAGCGGAAGCAGAGGCAGUGAAAUAAAAUCGGGAAAUUGCACGUGAGUAUGGAAUAUCCAAGUCAAUGGUUCGCAAAUGGCGAAACCAAAAGCAUAUGCUGUUUAAUGACAAUAACUAGUAGCAAGCCAGAAACCAUGUUUUGAUCAGGGACAUUCUGGAAGAAAACAUUUUUCUUGAAGCAGUACAUACUGAUAAAGGCCAAGAACCUUUUAAUGCACUAUCGAAGAAAGGGUAACUAAUCACAGUGUGUUUGAGAGCCACAUGCAAAGACAGAUCAAUUGGAUGAGUGUGGAAAAUAUGAGCAAGGAGGAGUGCAGUCCUUCUAAUCCACUUCGGCUGGAGUUUCAAAUAUAGGAAUUAACGCUGCUAACAAAAUUUUGGGAUCAUAUCACUUAGUUGAGAUUUCUCAACCUGCACCACUAGCUGUUUCAUCCAGCAUGGUGAUACUGUAUUCAUUUGAGAUUUGUUUUUCAUGACCAAAAUGAUGUGAGAUCUUGAAAGUAUUAAAGCUUAAAUUCUCACUGUUCCAUAAGACACCAUUUUUCAAAAAAAGACUCGAAGGUCUCAGGCAAGACCUCGGAAUCUUGAGUGAAAUGAGGUACUAUAUAUUGUUAUCAGUUACCUUGGAAUCUUGAGGGAAAUGUCGUACUACAUAUUGUUAUCAGUGAGUUAUGAUUUAGAGAAUUCUUGAAAGAUAUUCAAUAAUGUGUGCAAAAUAUUUCGGGCCGUAAAAGAGAAACUGCAUCUCAUAUUUUCCUCAAGUAUAGUAAGAGUUAAAGGGCACAGUGUAAGUUUAAUUUACUACAUGUCAAAUGAGUAGACCAAGUGCUUUCACCCAUGCUGAUUGGCUAGCUUGUGUGUGAUUAAAAUACUAUUUACCUCUGUGGCAAAAAACAAAGUGGCUUCUUAUUUUUCUGUGAUGAAGAGGUAAAGUUUGAUUAAAGCAUAGCAAAGUGACAACUAAGGUUGGCAACCUCUUUUGGCAAAGCUCUUUACUUAAUUUAUAUAAUAUAAAUUAAGUAAAGAGCUGCUAACAAAAUUUUGGGAGAUCACUUAUAAUUAGUUUAGAUUUUUCAACCUGGACCAUUAGCAGUUUCAUCCAGCAUGGUGAUACUGUAUUCUUUUGAGAUUUAUUGUCAUGGCUAAAAUGAUGUGAGCUCUUGGCAGUAUUAAAGCUUAAAUUCUCACUGUUCCAUAAGACACCUUUUUUUCAAAUACAGACUCAAAGGUCUCAGACAAGACCUUGGAAUCUUGGGCAAAAUGUCAUACUACAUAUUGUCAUCAGCGACUUAUCAUUUCGAGAAUUCUUGAAAGAUAUUCAAUAAUGUGUGCAAAAUAUUCUGGCCGUAAAAGAGAAGCUGCAUCUCAUAUUUUCCUCAAGUAUAGUAAGAGUUUAAGGGUACAGUGUUAGUUUAAUUUACUACACGUUAAAAAAGUAGACUUAGUGCUUUUCACACAUGCUGAUUGGAUUGUUAAAUAUAUGUGCAUUUAAAUAAUUAGGCAAACAUGAAAGAAAUCUCUCAGGCUGACUUGUCAUCAAUUUUGAAACAUAUCUCCUCUUUGCAGCAACAGAGUUUGCUAAGAAAGUUUUGCCAAACAAGUAACAAACCAGAAACCAUGUUUAAUCUGGAACAUUCUGAAAGAAAAUGGUUUUGAUGAAGCAGUACAUAUUGAUAAAAGCCAAGAAAGCACACAUGCAAAGACAGAUCAGUCGGAUGAGUGUGGAAAAUUAGAGCAAAGAGGAGUGCAGUCCUCCUAAUCUAAAUUGGCAGGAGCAUCAAAUAUACAAAUUAAGGGAAGAGCUGCUAACAAAAUUUUGGGAGAUCACUUAGUUUAGUUUUUACAACCUGCACUGCUAGCAGUUUCAUCCAGCAUGGUGAUAUUGUAUUCUUUUGAGAUUUAUUUACAUGACCAAAAUGAUUUGAGGUCUUGACAGUAGUAAAGAUUAAAUUCUUAUGCACUGUUCCAUAAGGCUGUUUUUCAAAAAUGUACUUGAAGGUCUCAGACAAGACCUUGGAAUCUUAAGCAAAAUGUCAUACUACAUAUUUUUAUCAGAGACUUAUCAUUCAGAGAAUUCUUGAAAGAUAUUCAAUAAUAAGUGCAAAAUAUUUUGGGCUGUAAAAGAGAAGCUGCAUCUCAUAUUUUUCCUCAAGUAUAGUAAGAGUUUAAGGGUACAGUGUAAGUUUAAUUUACUACACGUCAAAUAAGCAAACUAAGUGCUUUUCACACAUACUGAUUGGUUAGCUUGUUUGUGAUUAAAAGACUAUUUACCUGUGUGAUGAGAAGCAAAGUGGCAUCCCAUUUCUCUAUGAUGAAGAGGUAAAGUUUGAUUAAAGCAUAGCAAAGUGACAACUAAGUUUCAAAUUGGUUUGAUUGCAUUUAAGCAUUUGAAAAGGUGUGAGGAAAUUCAGGUAAGUUAGUUAGUUGCAUAAUUUUACCAUUCAUUGCAUUUUUCCAACUUAAUGUCCACUUAACUCUUCACCUCUGCAUCCUAGCUCAGCAGAAGGAUAACUCUUUUAGGGUAUGCCUGAUUAUGAAUAAAAAGGUAGAUUUUUAUGCCCUUUAUGUCACGUACAUGUAGAUUUAUGUUUUAUUGUUAAGAGCUAAAGUGGAUUAAUUUUAAAAUGUGCUUACAUGAUUGUUAAAUAUAUGUGCAUUUACAUAAUUAUGCAAUCAUGAAAGAAAUCUCUGACUUGUCAUCAAUUUUGAAACAUAUCUCCCCUUUGCAGCAACAGAGUUUGCUUGGAAUGUUUUGCCCAACAAGUAGCAAACCAGAAAGCAUGUUUUUAUGUGGGACAUUCUGGAAGAAAACAUUUUUGAUGAAGCAGUACAUAUUGAUAAAAGCCAAAUACUUUUUAAUGCACUAGCAAAGAAAGGGCAACUAAUCACAGUGUGUUUGAGAGCUACAUGCAAAGACAGAUCAAUUGGAUGAGUUUGGAAAAUCUGAGCAAGGAGGAGUGCAGUCCUCCUAAUCUAAAUUGGCAGGAGCAUCAAAUAUACGAAUUAAGGAAGGAGCUGUGAACAAAAUUUUAGGAGAUCACUUAGUUUAGAUUUGUCAGCCUGCACCACUAGCAUUUUCAUCCAGCAUGGUGAUACUGUAUUCUUUUGAGAUUUAUUCACAUGGCCAAAAUGAUGUGAGAUCUUGGUAGUAUUAAAGAUUAAAUUCUUAUGCACUGUUCCAUAAGAUACAGUUUUUCAAAAACAUACUUGAAGGUCUCAGACAAGACCUUGGAAUCUUGAGCGAAAUGUCAUACGACAUAUUGUUAUCAGUGACUUAUGAUUUAGAGAAUUCUUGAAAGAUAUUCAAUAAUGAGUGCAAAUUUUAUUCAGGACAUAAAAGAGAAGCUGCAUCUCUAUUUUUCCUCAAGUAUAGUAAGAGUUUAAGGGCACUGAGUAAGUUUAAUUUACUACACGUGAAAUAAGUAGAUUAAGUUCUUUUCACACAUGCUGAUUGGAUAGCUUGUAUGUGAUUAAAAUUCUAUUUACCUCUGUGGUGAGAAGCAAAGUGGCUUCCUAUUUCUCUGUGAUGAAGAGGUAAAUAAAGUUUGAUUAAAGCGUAGCAAAGUGACAACUAAGUUUGGUUUAAUUGCAUUUCAGGUCAUGGCCUGUAGAAAGAGAGUGGUAAGUUACAUUAUUUUAGAUUAGAAUUUACAUGGCCAAAAUGAUGUGAGACCUUGGCAGUAUUAAAGAUUAAAUUCCUAUGCACUGUUCCAUAAGACACUGUUUUUUAAAAAUGGACUUGAAGGUCUCAGACAAGACCUUAAAAUCCUGAGCGAGAUGUCUUACUACAUAUUGUUAUCAGUGACUUGUGAUUUAGAGAAUUCUUGAAAGAUAAAAGAGAAGCUGCAUCUCUAAUUUUCUUCAAGUAUAGCAAGGGUUAAAGGUUACAGCGUAAUAAGUGUAAUUUACUACACAGGAAAUAAGUGGACUAAGUGCUUUUCACACAUGCUGAUUGGCCAGCUUGUAUGUGAUUAAAAUACUAUUUACCUGUGUGGUGAGGAGCAGAGUGGCUUCCUAUUUCUCUGCGAUGAAGAGAUAAAUAAAGUUUGAUUAAAGCAUAGCAAAGUGACAACUAAGUUUGGUUUGAUUGCAUUUCAGCUCCAGUCUGCAGCAGAGUAUGAAGAGGUAAGUUAGUUAGUUACAUUAUUUUCCCAUUCAUUGCAUUUUCUAACCUUUCAUGGUAAAAUAUCAAAGUUUUGAAUACUGUAAUGAGCAUUCUAAUGGAAACUAAGAAAUGUGUAAUGAUUUUAUGCAAAGUUUAAAACUUAUAAAUAAUGUUAAUUAGGAAGUAUCAAGUUGGUAGAUGUCCACUACUCUUCACCUCCGCAUCCUAGCCCAGCCAAAGGAUGACUCUUUUCUGGGGUAAACAUGAUUGUAUAAAAGAAAAUGAAAUUUUUAUGCCCUUUAUGUCACUUGCAUGUAGAUGUGUUUCACCGUUAAGAGCUGAAGUUGGUUUAAUUUUAGAAUGUGCUUACAUGAUUGUUAAAUAUACUUGCAUUUGCAUAUGAAAACAUGAACAAAAUCUCUCUGGCUGACUUGUUAUCAGUUUUGAAACAUAUUUCCGCUAUGUAGCAGUAAAGUUUGUGUGGAAAGUUUUGCCAAACAAGUAGCGAACCAGAAACCAUGUUUUGAUGAGGGACAUUCUAAAAGAAGAAAUUAUUCAUGAAGCAGUACAUAUUGAUAAAAGCCAAGAACCGUUUAGCACACUAUCGAAGAAAGGGCAACUAAUCACAGUGUGUUUGAGAGCCACAUGCAAAGACAGAUCAAUUGGAUGGGUUUGGAAAAUAUGAGCAAAGAGGAGUGCAGUCCUCCUAAUCUACAUUGGCCAGAGCAUCAAAUAUACAAAUUAAGGAAAGAGCUGCCAACAAAAUUUGGGAAAUCACUUGGUGUAGAUUUCUUGACCAGUACCACUAGUUUGUUUUAUCCAGUGUUGUGUUACUGUAUUCUUUUGAGAUUUAUUUUGGUAGCAAAAAUGAUGUGAGAUCUUGGCAGUAUUUUACAAAACAGACUUGUAUGUAGAUGUAUGUUUUACAGUUAAGAGCUGAAGUGGAUUAAUUUUAGAAUGUGCUUACAUGAUAGUUAAAUAUAUGUGCAUUUACGUAUGCAAACAUGAAAGAAAUCUCUCUGGUUGUUUUUUCAUCAGUUUUGAAACAUAUUUCCCCUUUGUAGUAGCAGAGUUCGUGCAGAAUUAGUUUUUUCCCAACAAGUAGCAAACCAGAAACCAUGUUUUAAUCUGGGAUAUUCUGAAAGUAAACACUUGGCAUGAAGCAGUACUUACUGGUAAAAGCUGUGUAAAUUUUCAUUUAUAAUAACCAAUGAAAAUAUAACUGUGACAUCAUGGCAUGAUUUGUAGUUGUAAAUAAUACAGUGUGAAGUGCUAAACAUGGCAGUUGGGCACAAUCCUUACACAUGUACAAAGAGUAGAGAGAUCUCCCAAUCAGUGACCUUAACUAUCAUCAGUUUUAUUAAACAUAUUCAUUUGUUCCUCUUUUGCAGGCUAAAGCUUCAGCAAGGAGUUAUGCUGAACAAAUAAACAAUCAGUUGCAAUGCAAUGGAAGAUAUUCCCCCAACAUUACUGUCAAAGUUGCCAUCCCGGCAGAUGGAUGGGGGCAUUGGAGUUGGCAGGGAAGCAAUGUAUACCUCACAACAGAGUUAUCCAAACAACUGGCAAAAUUCCCUUAUAUGAAAGUCUCUAUGCUGGUGCCUGAAGGUUCAUGUAGUGAGUUGAAAAAGAAAACAGCUGAAAUUUUUAAUGUUACCAUUGUUGAAGCAAAAAAGCAACCAGGAUUCAAAGAUCCCAGUGACUGGCUGUACUUUCUACCAAAAGGCCUCACUACAGACAUUGUUAUUGGUAUAGGUGAUAAACUUUGCAAAAUGGCGCAAAUAUUUAAGGUACUUCACCACUGCAAAAGUAUUUUUUUUGGUUCCAAUUCUUUUGAAGAAAGCCUUUCCAGAGAAACCAAAUUAAGAAGUGUCCUGGCUGAGAUGGAAGAUGUAUGCCAAUGUGAUGUUCAACCUAUUGUGCAAAUGGCUGAUCUUCCAGUUGGUUUGGGACCAAAAAUAGCUGGCAGACUUUCUGAUUCCCUCACUCGUCAAGGGAAAGAAGUUUUCGAGUUAACUCCAGGUAUACUCACUGAAUUUGCUGAUAUCACACAAACCCGUCGUGAUAGGGAAAAGUUUCGUAUCCUGGUCGCAGGACAUGGCUACCUCAGGUAUUUUUACAAAGAAAGACUUGAAAUUGUUGCAAAAGCAGUUGCUAAGUUGAAGGACGAAUCCUAUGAGAUUAUUUUUGUUGGUGCUGCUGAAGGAGAACAUAGGGGAUUUAUGAAGAAAUUUCGUAAAUGUGGUGUGCCCAAACAUCAGAUGAUCAUUCGAAGCCCUCCAAAAGACGAAGAAGAAAUGAAAAGUUGGCUUUGUGAAGCAGACCUUGCCAUUGUGCCCUCAGAUGAACAAGAAUUUGGAAUGUUUGGUCUUGCAGCCUUGUCAUCUGGCCUCCCUAUCCUGGUACAUGGUGCAUCAGGACUUGGUGAAGCCUUGAGAUAUGUCGAUGGUGGUCGGUUAUCCAUUGUGAAGUCAGAGGAUAUCAGUAAGUGGUCCAAGGCAAUUAAAACGGUCAGGAACUUAGAAAGGACAGUACGGCUGGAUGAGGCUGACUUGCUGCGGAAACAUUACAAUGAGAAGUACAGUUGGGAGAAACAGUGUGGAGAUCUUGUUGAGGAGAUGCUGAAGAUGGCUUCUGGUAUGAAUUUCUUCAAUGUGACUUGCAUGUGUUGGUUAAACAUACAGCAGUUGUCAAAGUAAAAGCAAAGCACAUGUUCUCUGCUGUUGAAUUGUAUUUUCAAGUAAAGGUUUAAUUUGAGUUAGUGAUAAUUCUGAUUAUUAUGGUAUUUAGUUUCAUCUGUUGUAGCCUGAUAAUGCAUGAUAAAUAACUUUCAAGUAGAGUAACAUUUUAUGCAGACAUAGUAGCCCAUUCACCUCAAAUUUCCAUUCCUCUGUCUCAUUUUGUCUUUUUUGUUUUUGUGCAGCUCAACAAGACAAGACUCAGUAACAUGAAAUCUGAUUGAAUACAUCACUUAGGUAGUAAAUCGUUUCUUUUGAUAUUACAAGGUGAUAACAUUGUUAACCAGUAAUAACUGAUUACACCCAUUAGGUAUCUCUCAUCAUGUUUUUGCCUUAAAAUGUUGUGAUUUUGUGAGAAAAAUUCUUUUUCAGACACUCCCUAUAGUGACUUCAGUAGAGUUCUGGUAGAUUAUACUUUCUGAGACUUAAAUGUAAUUCCAAGUGUCAAAUUGUUUAAUUUAAUCAAUUAAUUUUGAUUAUGUUUUCUUAUUUCUCUGCAGCCAAACAAGACCAAACACCCUUAUCCAACAUGAGAGGGUGUAAAAUGAACAAUUAUGUAUUCCUUUGUUAUCUUAAAAUAUAUGCAUGAAAUUUAAGGAUAUAGACAUAGUACCUUUGUUUUAAAUGAGUAAUCUAGAAAGCUUGAAGCACAUGUACUUUAGGUUGAUAAACAAUGCCAAUUGAAAACACCUAGAGAGGUGUACAAAGGGUAAUUUUGUAUAACUUCAUAAAGGUGUGUGUUAGUUACUUAAUCUUAUCUUAAUCUCAUGCUCUUAUUUUUUUCUAAGAAUGAGUAGGCUUUGCAUUCUGGCUUUACUAGAAUGAUAUUAACCUGUGUCCAUUGACAACAGCCAGGGAGGUUUACAAAGGGCACUUUUAUAAAUAACUCGAGAGAGUGUGAUAUGAACAAUUAUGUAUUCCUUUGUAUCUUAAAAUAUAUGCAUGAAAUUUAAGGAUAUAGAUGUAGUACCUCUGUUUUAAAUGAGUAAUAUAGGAAGCUCCACACACAUGUACUUUAGGUUGAUAAACAGUGCCAAUUGAAAACACCUAGAGAGGUGUACAGAGGGCACUUUUAUAUGACAUUUCAUAAGUGUGCAAUUUACUAAAAAGAAGCCAUCAAGGCAGGCUGUUAUGUUUUUCUAAGAAUGAGUGGGCUUUGCAUUCUGGCUUUACUUGAAUGAUAUUAACCAGUGUCCAUUGUCAACACCCAGAGAGGUGUACAAAGGGUAAUUUUGUAUAACUUCAUAAAGGUGUGUGUUAGUUACUUGAAACAAGCCAUCGAAGCAGGCUCCUAUUUUUUUCUGAGAAUGAGUAGGCUUUGCAUUCUGGCUUUAUCACAAUGAUAUUAACCAGUGUCCAUUGUCAACACCCAGAGAGGUUUACAAAGAACACUUUCACUCGACUUUGUUGAGGUGUUUGCAAUUUACUUAACACAAGCCUAUAGAUGCAGGAUUUUACAAGUACAGUAUAUUUACUUCAGAAAAAGUUGGUAGAUUUUAGUUUAUUGUUUAAUGUGUUAUAUAUCCCUAGUUAAAGUAGGCUGCUGUAUUCCAGGUGGGACAUACAUACUACAUACUUUAUUGCAUAGCUCCCCCUUGGGGGCUUUUCUGCCAUAUUGAAAUAUCAAGUUACUAGGAAAAAAAGAAAAAAGAAAAAAAAACUAUUUACAGAUAAAAAUGUAGAUUAUGAGAACAGCUUACAUUUUAAUAAUAAAUCUCAUAUUCUAUGAGACUAUUUUUGUUGGUGCUGCUAAAGGAGAACACAGGUGAUUUAUUGAGAAAUUUCAAGAAUGGGGUGUGCCCAAGCAUCAGAUGAUCAUUUAAAGCCCUCCAAAAGAUGAAGAAGAAAUAAAAAGGUGGCUCUGUGAAGCAGACCUUGCCAUUGUGCCCGCAGGUGAACAAGGAUUUGGAAUGUUUGGUCUUAUAGCCUUGUCAUCUGGCCUCCCUACCUGGAUCAUAGUGCAUCAGGACUUGGCGAAGCCUUGACAGAUGUCUCUGGUGGUUCAGCAUCCAUUGUGGAGUCAGAGGAUUUCAUCGAGUGGUCCAAGGCAAUUAAGAUGGUCAGGGACAAGGUUAGGGCAGUAUGGCUUGAAGAGGCUGAUUUGCUGCAGAAAGAUUACAAUAAGAAGUACAGUUGGGAGAAAUGGUGUGGAGCUCUUGUUGAGGAGAUGCAGAAGAUGGUUUCUGGUAUGAAUUUCUUUUAUGUGACUUGCAUGUGUUGGUUAAACAUGUAGCAGUUGUCAAAGUAAAGUAAUGUACAUGUUCACUUCAGUUGAAUUUUAUUAUUUUCUGCUUUAGGUGAGUGAGUGAUAAUUCUGAUCAUCAUUGUAUUUAGUUUCAUCUGUUGUAGCCUGAUAAUGCAUGACAGAUAACUUUGAAGUAGAGUAAAAAUUUUAUACAGACAGGGUAGCCCAUUCACCUCAAAUUCCCAUUCUUCUGUCUCAUUUUGUCUUUUUUGUUCCUUUGCAGCUCAACAAGACAAGACUCAGUAACAUGGAAUCUGAGUGAAUGCAUCACUUAG
Molecule: messenger RNA, 18061 nt
Organism: Pocillopora meandrina
Lineage: Eukaryota; Metazoa; Cnidaria; Anthozoa; Scleractinia; Pocilloporidae
Source: the annotation of a GenBank genome assembly